Coccomyxa subellipsoidea C-169 is the source of this 621-nucleotide messenger RNA. RefSeq lists its product as hypothetical. The record is from RefSeq and is a predicted model, not a curated record. The transcript is spliced from 4 exons. The coding region runs from base 1 to 621 and encodes 206 amino acids. Lineage: Eukaryota; Viridiplantae; Chlorophyta; Trebouxiophyceae; Coccomyxaceae. Gene Ontology annotation, cellular component: mitochondrial matrix. Gene Ontology annotation, biological process: DNA damage response; fatty acid metabolic process.
AUGGCAGCACAUGCAACACAGAAUAAAGAACGGAUAAAGGCGGUACUGUUGGAAGUGUUUGGGGCAUCGGACGACGAGGAGGACGAUGUCAAGCAGCAUGCGAUCAUCGAGGGGUCACAUCACUGCCCAAAUGUCGUGUCGGAUGCCAUGCAGGAAGCAGUGAUGAAGGGCAUCGCCGCAGAAGGCUGGUUCGACGAUGACGGCAUGAACCAGGCCAUGUGCUUCGGCUCGCUGCCAGUCUGGGCCACCAAACUGGCUAGCACCUUGCCUGCACACCUCUUCAGCAAACAGAUCCAGGGCCGGACGCCAGUCUUCGACCAGCUCACAGCAAAUGCAUACGAGUCAGGGGAUGGCAUCUGCGCGCAUGUUGAUCUGGACAGGUUUGAGGACGGCAUUGCAAUCGUGUCCCUGGGAUCUUCUGCGGUCAUGGACUUUACCCGCGGCAGCUGCCACGAGCGGCUGCUGCUGCGCCCCGGCGAUGUCUUGCUGCUGGAAGGAGAAGCCAGGUACAAAUGGAAGCACGGCAUUGCUUCUGUGGCCUCAGAGCAGUAUGGCGGACAGCACAUCCAGAGGGGGCGGCGCAUAUCCGUCACCUUCCGCAAGCUUGUCCCCGAAAACUGA